UUGAAUCUUAUCAAAUUACAAACUGCUGUCACGCACACUUCCUGGUCUGGGACCAAUAGCGGUACAAGCAGACGGUCACAUGUGGGGAUCCUCUACUCUUUUACUUGUGUCGUUGCCAGCCAGGUCGGAGCGGAGCAAAAACAGCAGUGAAAGGUGCACUAUGGGCCGUCUGGACGGGAAAGUGAUUGUGUUGUCAGCUGCCGCUCAGGGGAUUGGACGUGCUGCCGCAAUAGCAUUUGCAAAGGAGGGAGCUCAAGUCACAGCAACGGACAUCAAUGGAGAGAAGCUGAAGGAGCUGGAUGGCAUUCAAGGAAUCAAGACCAAGGUUGUGGAUGUAACUAAGAAGGACCAAGUCGAAGCCCUGGCCAAGGAACAUGACCAUGUGGAUGUGCUGUUCAAUGUUGCUGGAUUUGUGCACUCCGGCUCCAUAUUGCACUGCGAAGAGGCCGACUGGGACUUCACAAUGAGAGUGAACGUCCGGAGCAUGUACCUCAUGUGCAAGGCUUUCCUGCCUAAGAUGCUGGCAAAAAAGUCCGGAAACAUAAUUAACAUGGCAUCUGUUGCAUCAAGCAUAAAAGGUGUUGUGAACCGGUGUGUCUAUAGUACCUCCAAGGCUGCAGUGAUUGGGUUAACCAAAUCUAUAGCGGCCGAUUUCAUUGACAAAGGCAUUCGCUGUAAUUGUGUUUGUCCUGGUACUGUUGAUACUCCAUCACUGAGGGAAAGGAUCCAGGCCCAACCUGACCCGGAGCAGGCGUACAAGAAUUUCAUGGCAAGACAGAAAACUGGCAGGAUGUGCACAGCUGAAGAGGUGGCUCACCUGUGUGUAUACCUGGCCUCAGAUGAGUCGGCCUAUGUGACUGGGACAGAGCAAAUCAUCGAUGGAGGAUGGAGACUCUGAGAAAACUGAGAAAGUUCAUUAUGACAGUAGUCGGGACAGUUGCUUCUGUUCUUAUUUGAACCCCAAAUAAAGUGCACAAAAUUUGACUUGAUCAUUUUUUCUUGCACAUUAUGUUUACCUGUGGGAGACAUUUCCUAUUUUCCAACUUAAAUAUAUGCUGCAAAUUUGUGCAAUGCCACAAUAUUAAUUUGCUGACUGACAUUGUAAUAAAUGGACUGUAUCACAGAUUCAGUACUGGUGUUAUCACCUUAUAAUAAAAUGUUUUACAAAGCUGUCAAAGUCUAUCUAACAUGUAUCUAACAUCUAUUAAAACGUCUUCACCAAA
Micropterus dolomieu (smallmouth bass) is the source of this 1223-nucleotide messenger RNA. RefSeq names its product 3-hydroxybutyrate dehydrogenase, type 2 (gene bdh2). Gene Ontology annotation, biological process: siderophore biosynthetic process. Gene Ontology annotation, cellular component: cytoplasm. The record is from RefSeq and is a predicted model, not a curated record. The coding region runs from base 80 to 898 and encodes 272 amino acids. Lineage: Eukaryota; Metazoa; Chordata; Actinopteri; Centrarchiformes; Centrarchidae. The transcript has 10 exons. Gene Ontology annotation, molecular function: 3-hydroxybutyrate dehydrogenase activity.